GCAUUUCACUUCCCUCUACUAAAGGAUGCAACAUAUGCUCUGUCUGUGAAGGCAUAUAUUUUCUCUCCGUGCUUAAGAGUAUUUGAAUUUCCUGAGUUUAAUAGUAUGCAGCUUUUGACAGAGUUCUGACCUUUUCUUAAUGCUUAAUUAAAAUUACAUAAAAUAACACGCUAAAUUGAGUUUUAUGUGAACUUGUGAAUCUCACAGUUGAAGAGUUCAAAGAGCAGGAGUCAGAGAGAGUACAACGGUCAAACGAAAGAUACGGCUGGGUGACUUCUCACUUCUGGAUUUCUGUCUUAAAUAUCUCUAAUGGUACAUAAUGAGUUCCUAAACCUUCACUGGAAUACAGAGCCGAAGAGUAAAUCACCACGUCACAAGACGAAGAGUGUGAAGACUUCAGAAUGCUGUUUAAAGUGCAGGGUUUUUACUCUUAGACCUCAUAAUUCUGCAGACUUGAAAUUACAACGAUGACUUCAUCUGUUGGACACCGCUGAUAUAUUUUUUAGAAGCAUUAGACUGUACUUUACAAUAACUACAACACCAGAGACAGAAGGAUGAAUGGGUUGACAGAGACCUCAGUGAAAUGCGUACUGGUCGGGGACUGUGCAGUGGGUAAAACUGCACUUCUUGUACGAUUCACUUCUGAAACUUUCCCAGACAGCUACAGACCGACUGUCUAUGAAAACACUGGCGUUGAUGUUUUCAUGGAUGGAAUCCAGAUCAGUUUGGGACUGUGGGAUACAGCGGGACAUGAUACAUUCCGCCAAAUCCGGCCCAUGUCCUAUCAGCAGGCCGAUGUGGUUUUGCUAUGUUAUUCGGUGGCAAAUCCAAAUUCGUUAAGUAAUUUGCGGCAUAAAUGGAUCGCUGAAGUGAGGGAAUUUCUUCCAAAAGUACCUGUGCUGGUUGUUGCCACACAGACAGACCAUCGUGAGAUGGGCCCGUAUCGUACUAACUGCACGUCGGCCUCCGAGGGCAAACAGGUGGCACAGGAGAUCCGUGCCAAGGGAUAUCUGGAAUGCUCAGCUCUCAGCAAUCGUGGUGUGCAACAGGUUUUUGAGUGUGCUGUUCGGACGGCUGUUAAUCGGGCACGAAGAGGGACAAGGCGGAGACUGAUGGACCUUAACCCCUGUAAAAUCUCCUGAUGAUUUUAAUAGAGGGAUGUUGUUUAAUUCUCAUCACUAAGACAAAAUUGUUUCUCACACACAAAGUAUCUGAAGCCUCAACAAAGACUUCUUAACACUGAUGUCUUAAUACGGUUUACUUAAAAGACUUGUUUGACUGUUAGACUGUCUUCUAGUCAGGUUCUGAAAUCUGAUCAUGUAUUAGACACAUUACAGACAUUGAACAGGUAUUUAUUCGGUCCCACUUUAUUCCCUUAGCAAUCCUGGAAAAUUUAACUAAGCACAAAAUAUACCACGGGCAGUACAUUGGAACGCUAACAGGUUAUAUUAGCUGGGCUUAACUACUAUGUACUUACAUGUAAAUUCAUAAUUUGAUACAAUGCACUUACUGUGUACAUGCAUGUUUUUACAUUGUACUUACAUUUUACAUCUGUAAUUAAUUUCUGUAAUUACAUUUAUAAUUACACUGUUGUCCCAUCCCUUACACCUUAACCCACCCUUAAACCUACCCAUACCACUUAACCUGUCCCUAACCUUACCCGAAUCCCACCUCAAUAGCAGCAAAAGUGUUUUGCAAUACAUUAUGAACACAAUAAGUACAUUGUACUUAUUUUAUGAUAGUAGUUAAGGCCACCUAAUAUAAAGUGGGACCAUUUAUUCAUUAAACAGUUGUGUCCAUGUUAAUUUUAUGAAUCUAAAAUGAUCGAUCAAAGGAUUUUACAUAACUUUUAAAAGACGUGCAUCUUUUAUUGCACUGCUACAUGUAUUGGAAAAUGUAAAUUUUUAGAUUGUAGUUCUUCAAGUUCAGUUUUAAAUUUCAUUCUUGUGAAUCGAAACAGACUCUUAAAACUGACUCUUAGUCUGCUGGUUCCUCUCCUACACCUGUGAUCAUGUAAAAUAAGAAUUCAUAUCAUAAUGUGACAAUGAGAUCACCUUCUGUAAUCUUAAAUAUAGAUGGUGAUUAAAUCACUUUGGUUAUGUAUUUUUGAUUUGCUGACAAUGCUUUUUUUGUGACAUGUUGUUUAGGGAGCUUAAAGCUAAAAUAAGGAUUUCAGUCGUGAAGUUCUUAUGAAGUCACUUAAAUAAGUUGUUGUUUUAAUAAAAAAGAGUUUGGCUGUUA
This is a messenger RNA of Onychostoma macrolepis, 2241 nucleotides long. It is a transcript of the gene rhoh, whose product is annotated as ras homolog family member H. Lineage: Eukaryota; Metazoa; Chordata; Actinopteri; Cypriniformes; Cyprinidae. Gene Ontology annotation, biological process: small GTPase-mediated signal transduction. Gene Ontology annotation, molecular function: GTP binding; GTPase activity. Bases 555 to 1142 code for a protein of 195 amino acids. The transcript has 2 exons. The record is from RefSeq and is a predicted model, not a curated record.